UUAUUUAUCGAUAGGAGGCGCGCCAAAACAUCCACACUAAAAUUCAAAAUCGCAAAAUUAACAUUACCCAGCACUUCUUUUAAUGACAUUGGCCAACACUUGACAUUUUCGACCGGCAUUCCUGUCGUUAGCCAAAAAUCAUGCAAAGCGAUUCGGAAGAGCAAACUUUCCAACUCCAGGCCCUAGAAAUACGCGAGCCUGGAGCCAACUUUGAUCCCAGCAAGCCCCCGGAAACCGGCGAGGAGUACUUGACACACAUGUUGUACGAAAGGAAGCGCUGUCCAGCGGUGGUCACCAAGCGAUCGUCCAACAUGGGCGAGACGGCAUCCGUCAGUAACAUGGAUGUGCUGGAGAACCCUGCCUUGCCACCCAUCAAGGGUCUGCUGCCGACACCCGAGUGGCGCGAUGUCCAGGUUAAUUCCUUCCAAGCAGCUCGCUCCAAGGUGCUCGUCAUUCGCAUGGAGCUGGCCAAUCAGAAGUACGACCAGUCGGCCGAACCCCCGCUCACCUUAGACAACGACAAGUGGAAGGAGUUUUGCCAGCAGUUCGAACCACUGUUGAGCACAAUGCUGCAUCUGAGCCAAAGUGAUUUGGAGCACUUGCUGGAAAUGCUGAGCAAGUGGCUGCAGGAGCAGUCUCCGUCCGUGGAUCUCCUGCAGGAUGCUUGGCUAGCGCGCUGGCUGUAUGCCACCCUGGUGUGCCUCCACCUUCCAUUAGAGCCGCAUGUGUUCAGCACUAUCCGCUACAUAGCCCGCUCUUGCAUCUAUUUGCGCAACCAACUCAAGGAAGAAGAGUUGCAGCGAGCUGCUCCCUACAACCUCCUGCUAACCCUUAUCGUUUAUGUCUUUGGCCAAAACGAUUUUAAGGAAUAUGUUUGAGUGAGGGGUAUCCCCAAAAACAGCGAGAGUCUUAUGAAUAAACUACUAAUAGAAUAAACUGACCAAUGGUUGCUAAAUGAAUAAGCCUAGACGCUAUUGUAGCCCUAAACUCAUAGAUUAUAAGUUUUCUUUUAGCAUCUACUUUAAAUAUAAAUAAAAGAGCACAACAUUUAAGUUUAUUUAAGCAAGGAUUGGUACUUAAAAUAAGAAUCAAGAAUAAGAACAAUCAAUAAACAUUCGUUUCAAUAACAUUUAA
This is a messenger RNA of Drosophila ananassae, 1134 nucleotides long. RefSeq names its product protein Gemin2 (gene Gem2). The transcript has 2 exons. The record is from RefSeq and is a predicted model, not a curated record. The coding region runs from base 141 to 878 and encodes 245 amino acids. Gene Ontology annotation, biological process: spliceosomal snRNP assembly; spliceosomal complex assembly. Gene Ontology annotation, cellular component: nucleus; spliceosomal complex; SMN complex. NCBI's taxonomy places the organism in Eukaryota, Metazoa, Arthropoda, Insecta, Diptera, Drosophilidae.